GUCCAUAAUUCCCUCAUCAAAUUUCCAAAUCCACCAUUCAUUCCUAAUAUGGCUUUAGCCCAUUUAAUUGUUUAUAUAUUAUAUAUACACCACAAACUCUAUGAGAAAUAUUUGCCAAUCCUUAUAGCAGCACAAGAGACUCACUUUUUGCUGGUUGAGUCUGUACGGCUCCGAGCUUCCAUCUUGGAGUCUCCUCUCAGACUACGGAGGCCGCAGCCUCCUCGGAUCUUGGCCUUAGGUUGAAACCAAGAAAAAAACCAUAAAGAAAAAAAAAAAAAAAAAAGCGAAGAACAAUGGUGAUAAUGAACAAAAGUUUAUUUACGUUCGUUCUUUUUGCUUCUUUUGCUGUGAUUUUCCCGACUUUGCAUGCCAAUAUAGGGGAUUUUGAUGAGUACUGGAAGCAAAAAGCGGAUAUUGCCCGUGAAGCCGCCUAUCGGUCUUAUAAUCCCAAUCCUUUUAAUGUCUCCAACCAGCUUAAUUAUCAAGUUAACAAGGCUGUAUCGGGUACCAACAGCACGAGAAGGAAUUUGAUGAGGAGAAAAGGUGGCGGUCCAUGCAAAGCAACUAAUCCUAUAGAUAGAUGCUGGCGGUGUGACCCCAAAUGGGCGUUGAACAGAAAGAGGCUAGUCGAGUGUGUCCUCGGCUUUGGCCAUAGCACAACUGGCGGGAAGGACGGAAAGUUUUAUAUUGUCACUGAUCCUUCAGACAAUGACAUGGUUAACCCUAAACCCGGAACCCUACGCCAUGCAGUGAUCCAGAAUGAACCUCUUUGGAUUAUUUUUGCACGUAGUAUGAUUAUUAGACUCAAUCAAGAACUCAUGAUUUCAAGCAACAAAACCAUUGAUGCUAGAGGAGCUAAUGUACAUAUUGCUGGUGGUGCUGGUCUUACUCUGCAGUUCGUUCAGAAUGUGAUCAUCCAUGGUAUUCGGAUUCAUGACAUUGUUUCAGGCUCCGGUGGCCUUGUUAGAGAUUCUGUAGAUCAUUACGGAUUCAGGACUAAAAGUGAUGGUGAUGGGAUUUCCAUAUUUGGGUCCUCUAAUAUUUGGAUUGAUCAUGUUUCUAUGUCCAACUGUCAGGAUGGUCUAAUUGAUGCUAUUAUGGGGUCAACUUCUAUUACCAUCUCCAAUUGCCACUUCACAAAUCACAAUGAGGUGAUGUUGUUCGGUGCAAGCGAUGGCUAUUCGGCUGAUACUAUAAUGCAAAUCACAGUUGCAUUCAACCACUUUGGUAGAGGUUUGGUACAGAGAAUGCCUAGGUGCAGAUGGGGUUUCUUUCAUGUUGUCAACAAUGACUACACUCAUUGGCUUAUGUAUGCCAUCGGUGGUAGCCGCAAACCCACGAUCAUCAGCCAAGGCAACCGAUUUAUUGCUCCCAAUAAUAUCUUUUCCAAGGAGGUGACGAAGAGGGAAUACUCAUUGGAAAGCGAGUGGAAGAACUGGAAUUGGAGAUCAGACAGAGAUCUGAUGAUGAAUGGAGCUGUUUUUGUUGAAUCUGGAAAACCGAUUACACAUGACUUCUCAAGGCUACAAUUGAUCAAGGCAAAGCCAGGAACAUUUGUAACAAGACUCACUCGCUACUCUGGUGCUCUCGACUGCUUUGUUGGAAAGCCUUGUUAGAGUGUUUAAUAUAUGUGGUUGUUCAUUUCAUAGAUAUAAAAAUUAUAUUCAGUCACUCUUUGUCUCUCGUAUAUUUUUUGAAACACCAGACUAUGUUAUAUAUCCGAAGAAGAAAAGAAAAGAAUGGAUAAUAGACACACGAAGAAGCAUUGAAUUAAAAGACUAGUCGGUUCACCUGUUAGGGUUAGCUAUUGGACUCUAACGCUAGUAGAUGGGUUCAAAAAUAUUUGGUGAAAUUUUUUCCUAAAUUGGCAUUUCUUGGCCUACAAUUGUUGAUCUCAUUUUGAAGUGUACUUUUUCUUUUGACUGUAGUUUUAGUUCUUUUUACUAUUUGGAUGUUUUUAUGCCUAUUGAAACUUAUCAAAAAAAAAAACUGAAAAUAUAUACUAUUUAUUUAUGUAUAAAUUAUGUGUGUAAGUGACUCUAUCUCAAAAACCUUCAACUAGUAUAUAUGUAUUUCUACUUAUCAAUACAAUUUGAUAUUUGAGCUUUAAUUUCAA
Messenger RNA from Ricinus communis (castor bean), 2116 nucleotides. RefSeq names its product pectate lyase. The coding region runs from base 294 to 1616 and encodes 440 amino acids. The record is from RefSeq and is a predicted model, not a curated record. The transcript is spliced from 4 exons. Lineage: Eukaryota; Viridiplantae; Streptophyta; Magnoliopsida; Malpighiales; Euphorbiaceae. Gene Ontology annotation, molecular function: pectate lyase activity.